GUCGCUGUUUCCCCGCUGACACCUCGACAGCACGGCAGUGUGGUGGCAGGCAGGCAGCGUCAGCUGGCAGAGGACACACUCAGAUCAACUAGUAAUCGCCGUCUUCCCCCGCACUGCUUACGCUCUCCUCGACUGAAAACCCAACGACAGCACUUCCUAUUUUCUACCGGGAGAGAAACUUUGAAGCCCGUAAACAAGCCAUGCCGCUGGACGCGACAGCCCCGCGGAUAUAAGCGACACUGCGGAGCAGAAAGUAUCUACGACCUCACCGAAACCACAAAGAAGAAGAAGCAGUCGGUGCUUUCUUUUUUCACACUCGGAGGGAAAGACGGCAUCCGGCCUGAGAAGAAGCUCCGAGGUCGGGGACUCCGGUCGGACCAACGCGAAUCGUUUCUGGCCUCCCCUUCCUGAGAGCUCUGUGGAGAAGAUGAAAAGGUUCCGGCGACGUCUCUCUCAGACUCUUCGAGGCAGUCACACCAUCGACGAGUCCCUGUCAGAGCUGGCCGAGCAGAUAACGAUCGAGGAGAACGGCCUGAAGGACAACGCAGAGCCCAUUGUGAGGAACGGCCGUCCUCCAUCAGCCCACAGUGUCCACUCAUUUCUUCACCAGUACACAGGCUCUUUUAAAAAGCCACCGCUCAGACGGCCUCAGAGCGUCAUCGGAGGAGGACUAGGCUCUCUCAUGGUCAUGCCUCGCAAUGGUAGUCGCCUUGAUAUCGUCCACGAGAACCUGAAGAUGGGGUCAGACGGAGAGAGCGACCAGGCAUCCGGGACUUCCUCUGAUGAGGUGCAGUCGCCCACGGGUGUUUGUCUGAGGAACAGAGGGAACAGACGCAUCUCUGCGGAGGACCUGAACAAACGUUUGUCCCUGCCAGCUGACAUCCGGAUACCUGACGGUUACCUGGAGAAGUUUCAAAUGAGCAGCCCACCCUUCGACCAGCCGCUGAGCCGACGCUCCCGCAGAGCAUCACUGUCAGAAAUUGGAUUUGGGAAGCUGGAGACCUACAUCAAACUGGACAAACUGGGGGAGGGCACGUAUGCUACUGUGUACAAGGGGCGGAGUAAGCUGACAGACAACCUCGUGGCGCUGAAAGAGAUCAGACUGGAGCAUGAAGAAGGAGCACCGUGCACGGCUAUCCGAGAAGUGUCUCUACUGAAGGACCUGAAGCACGGCAACAUCGUGACGCUGCACGACAUCGUCCACACAGACAAGUCGCUCACACUGGUGUUUGAAUACCUGGACAAAGACCUUAAGCAGUACAUGGAUGACUGUGGGAACAUCCUGAGCAUGCAGAAUGUCAAGAUUUUCCUCUUCCAGAUCCUGCGAGGCUUAGCCUACUGUCACAGGCGGAAAGUUCUCCACAGAGACCUGAAGCCCCAAAAUCUGCUCAUCAAUGACAGAGGAGAACUAAAACUGGCUGACUUUGGCCUGGCGAGGGCGAAGUCUGUGCCCACUAAAACGUACUCUAACGAGGUGGUAACUCUUUGGUAUCGGCCCCCCGACGUGCUGCUCGGCUCCUCCGAGUACUCCACACAGAUCGACAUGUGGGGUGUGGGCUGUAUAUUCUAUGAGAUGGCUGCAGGCAGGCCGCUGUUCCCGGGCUCCACAGUGGAGGAUGAGCUGCACCUCAUCUUCAGGCUGCUAGGCACUCCUACAGAAGACAGCUGGCCUGGAAUAUCCUCCAUUGAUGAGUUCAAGUCCUACAAGUUCCACAAGUACAAGGCACAGUCCCUCAUUAAUCAUGCCCCCAGGUUGGACAAUGAUGGAAUCGACCUGCUGAUGUCAUUCCUAAAGUAUGAAUCGAAGAAGAGGAUCUCUGCUGAUGAAGCAAUGAGGCAGCCAUACUUCAGGAGCCUGGGGCCACGUGUGCACACGCUGCCAGAGACCGUAUCCAUAUUCACACUGAAGGAGGUGCAGCUGCAGAGAGAUCCCGGCUAUCGGAACUCCUCAUACCCCGAAUCAGGCAAUGGAAAAAGCAGAAGACAAAGCAUGCUGUUUUAAAAUCUCUGGACUGGAUACAGUUAUUUGGGAACGAUAUACUGGCUGUACAGUCUUGCCGCUGGAUCAGAACGCGGAGAUGAGAG
This is a messenger RNA of Haplochromis burtoni (Burton's mouthbrooder), 2085 nucleotides long. RefSeq names its product cyclin-dependent kinase 17. Gene Ontology annotation, cellular component: cytoplasm; nucleus. NCBI's taxonomy places the organism in Eukaryota, Metazoa, Chordata, Actinopteri, Cichliformes, Cichlidae. The record is from RefSeq and is a predicted model, not a curated record. Bases 428 to 2002 code for a protein of 524 amino acids. The transcript is spliced from 17 exons. Gene Ontology annotation, biological process: protein phosphorylation. Gene Ontology annotation, molecular function: ATP binding; protein kinase activity.